UGUCUCUUCUGAGCUCUGUGUCUUUCUUGCAGCAGCAGCCUCACUAUGGAGAGUGGCACUAGCCUGGCAUCCACGCCUAGUGUGCUGCCGUACUACGUGUUCUUCUCCCAGCUGCUGGGCCUGACUGUGGUGGCCAUGACCGGUGCUUGGCUGGGUCUAUACAGAGGUGGCACUGCCUGGGAAGGUGCCCAGCAGUUUAACGUGCACCCCCUCUGCAUGGUUGUAGGCAUGGUCUUCCUGCAGGGUGAUGCCCUGCUGGUUUACCGGGUCUUCAGGAAAGAGGCCAAACGCACGACCAAGGUCCUGCACGGGUUGCUGCACAUCUUUGCGUUCAUCAUCGCCCUGGUGGGCUUGGUUGCGGUGUUCGACUACCACAAGAAGAAGGGCUAUGCGGACCUGUACAGCCUGCAUAGCUGGUGCGGGCUCCUUGUCUUUGUCCUUUACUUUGUGCAGUGGCUUAUGGGCUUCAGCUUCUUCCUGUUUCCUGGAGCUUCAUCUUCUCUUCGGAACCGCUAUCGCCCUCAGCAUGUCUUCUUUGGUGCCACCAUUUUUGUCCUAUCUGUGGGCACAGCCCUGCUGGGCCUGAAGGAAGCGCUGCUGUUUAAGCUUGGGGUCAAGUACAGCACAUUCCAGCCUGAGGGGGUCCUGGCCAACGUGCUGGGCCUGCUGCUGGUCUGCUUUGGGGUGGUUGUGCUCUACGUCCUGGCUCAAGCUGACUGGAAGCGGCCUCCCCAGGCUGAAGAGCAAGCCCUUUCCAUGGACUUCAAGAGGCUGACGGAGGGAGACAGUCCCAGCUCCCAGUAA
Messenger RNA from Castor canadensis (American beaver), 804 nucleotides. It is a transcript of the gene Cyb561, whose product is annotated as cytochrome b561. The record is from RefSeq and is a predicted model, not a curated record. Lineage: Eukaryota; Metazoa; Chordata; Mammalia; Rodentia; Castoridae. Gene Ontology annotation, molecular function: oxidoreductase activity. Gene Ontology annotation, cellular component: lysosomal membrane.